UCUCCAUCACGGGCCCACGGGCCACGGCUACGGAUCAAGCUUACAAAUGUAAACACCGGUGAGAGGAGAGGCAAAGAUUUCUCAACACAUUAGUAUUACUGCUAGUGAAGGAUAACCGAGAACAAAUAUUGAAUAGCAGUGACGAAGGACAUCCUUGGAGUGUUUUGUGAACGUGGAGGCAGUGAGAGUGAAGGAAGAAAAGACAUUUGGACUUCAUCAUGUUGACCUCCAGGGUGGCCGCAGCCUUGCCCCGCCUCCUGCCAUGCACACGCCCAUACCACAAGCAAGCACUCACCAACACAAUUGUAAAAAAGAAGCGUUCUCAGCUGUUCACUCAGGAAGCACAGCGACAGGCUGCUCUAAUCACAGACGUAGAGAAGAUUGAAGUGCAGUAUGAUGGCCAGCCAAAGAACUGCACCCUCAUCAUGAACAAGGGCAUGUCCACACCAUAUAACUGUGCCCAGCACAUAAACCAAAUGAUAAUGGAAAGGUCCGUCUUAGCAGAAGUAGAUGGUCAGGUGUGGGACAUGCACCGGCCUCUGGAGGACAGUUGUACCCUCCGCUUCCUCCAUUUCAGACAGUCUGACCCAUACUAUGCCAACAAAGCCUUUUGGCGCUCAGCCUCAGUGAUGCUGGGAGCUUUGCUGGAGUCGUCUUUCAAGGACAAUCUCUAUGUGGAACUCUGCUCUUAUCCCUCACCAAAUGUGCGGAGUGGUAGCUUUGUGUAUGAUGUUGAUAUCAAGAUACCAGAGUGGGAACCCACCAAGGAAGAAUUAAGGACAUUAUCAGGAGAGAUGGUGAAGCUGUCCCUAGCUGCUCACCGCUUUGAAAGGCUAGAAGUUGAUGCUAGUGUGGCUCUCAAGAUGUUUGCAGACAACCGGUUUAAGACUCAACAGAUCCCUCAGAUGGCAGCACAGAGCACCUCAGGGAACACUGUGGUGGUGUACAGAAUUGGGGACUUUGUGGAGGUCAGCCGUGGCCCAAUGAUGGCUGACACGAGUCACUUGGGAAAAGUGUCUAUAGUAGCUGUUCAUCCCAUUGAGAGCAAUGAAGUGCAGCUGUUCAGAGUACAAGGAGUGGCUCUCCCAAGAGGAUUCCUGUUGAACCACUUUGCAUAUGGAGUAUUGGAGAAGAGAGCUCAACAAAUGAACUCUGGUCGAUUACCGCUUAAUAUCUCAUCCACUAAGCCCCAGACACAGGCCUCCACUUUGUAGUACUUUGUAGUUAGAUUGCUGUACAUAUUGUUCUCCAAUCAAGUGCAGAUAAAUACAUAUACGUAUGUAAUUAUUUAACCUCUUUAUAAGCUAAGCUGUACAAAUAAAAAUUCAGUAUA
Molecule: messenger RNA, 1333 nt
Organism: Portunus trituberculatus (swimming crab)
Lineage: Eukaryota; Metazoa; Arthropoda; Malacostraca; Decapoda; Portunidae
Gene: mRpL39
Product: 39S ribosomal protein L39, mitochondrial-like
Exons: 9
Coding region: 219-1214 (331 amino acids)
Biological process (GO): threonyl-tRNA aminoacylation
Cellular component (GO): mitochondrion
Molecular function (GO): nucleotide binding; threonine-tRNA ligase activity
Source: RefSeq, a predicted model, not a curated record